Molecule: messenger RNA, 586 nt
Organism: Amoebophrya sp. A120
Lineage: Eukaryota; Dinophyceae; Syndiniales; Amoebophryaceae
Source: the annotation of a GenBank genome assembly
AUGCGAGAUGUGCUACUCCAACGUGUUUCUCUUUCUUCUCGUGAUUUUGGCGGCAAUAUGGUUCUUGAACCUGUACCUCUUCGCACUGCUGAAGUCCCGGGGAUUUCACUUCAACCGAACAACGCUACACGAGGGAUUGUACCUGAGCCACCCGGACAUCCCGCCGAUGGCGAUAACCAUGUACUUGUACCUCACCGCGAUUCUGGUGCUGCUUUGGGGGGCAGGUGCUGAUAUUUGAUUCGAUUUUUUUUUAUCUCAUUUUUCAAUUUCAUGCCUGAAGAUGGAGAAGAAAUGCGUGCUUCUGUGCGUGUAGUUUGUCUAGAAAAUCCAUCCUAAUGAACACAAUAAAUCAUGUUAUUGGAAGUAUACUGCUGUCAUCGCGAUGAACUGGACAUUCGCAUUCGCACAACUUUUCAGGUAUUUACAUUUUCUUCAAAAGCACAACGCAAUGCAUGCGCGGCGGCGCCAGAUUCGCGAGACCAAGGAGUAUGCCCUUGAUGAUCGUGCUUGGAUUAUCAGAGGUCUUUGUACCUGUGUCGCUACUCUUGUUGAGGAGAUGAAAAAAAAAACACUAACGAGGAGGUGA